GUGGUACAGCAAAGCCGACCCGCUGUGUCUUUCUUGAUAUAAUCACUCAAACUGAGCUUUUCCUCAGAUAUACACAAAGGCGGCGGCGAUUCCUCCGUGUUUUGUUUUCAGUUGGUUUCAGUAUACAAGGAUCAAUGGUCAACAUGGUCUUCAUCGUCAUCAUGAUAGAGAUCAUAUUUUACUGGAAUAUUGAUUAUCCGAGUGAGCGGAAUAAAAUCUAGUCCUUAGCAUCGCACUAAAAGCUGCAACCUUUCCACUGGUUAUCAAUGGGUUUUUACUCACCUCACUUUUAAAAAAAUAACCAGAUUAGAUCAGCCUUUUGAAUCAACAUGCUCUGUUGUGGUCAUUUGUUAUUUAGUUAUUGUUCACGACGCACAUAUUUAAACAUCGAUGAUAAUAUUAUGUCAUUAGGUACGGUUACGGAGUUCUAAGAUUAAUUCUACCAGUUAAACUAGUUCUGUUACAAAGAAAGUUUCCUACCGAUUUCUGCAGUGCCAAAUCGUGAAUUGGGUAGUGAAUUUGCCGGAAAAUGUAUACAAAAGUGUUGCUAGGUAUUUCUUUUGCAAUGAUUUUGUUAUUCAAGGAUGUCACAGGUAUCUUCAUACCAAAUCUAAACGACACAUGUUUGAGAUGCCUAUGCCAUGUGGCGGGCUGCGACUUGUCCCACCGCUGUACCGACGGAUACUGCGGGCCUUUCUACAUAUCCCGGAUAUACUGGGUGGACGCUGGUAAACCUACGUUGGUUAACGACACCCCUGACAGAAAGGAAGCAUAUGAAGACUGUGCCAGAGAUUACGAUUGCUCGAAACACAUUGUGGUGGGUUACAUGGCUAAGUUUGGAAAGGACUGCAACGACGACGGUGUGACGGACUGCUUCGACUACGUGAUGAUCAACCACAACGGCGGCUGGGGCUGCUCCGCGCCGCUCAACUCCACCAGCGAGGGACGGAGGAGACUCGAGUUGUUCCAGCAGUGUCGAUUACAAUAAUCUUGCUAAUAACACUAAUUUAUAAAGGCAUAAUUUUGUGUGUAUCUGCGUAUGUUUGUUACUCUUUCACGCAAAAACUACUGGACGGAUUUGGCUGUUUAGAAUGGAGAU
Messenger RNA from Maniola jurtina (meadow brown), 1099 nucleotides. RefSeq names its product lysozyme 2-like. The record is from RefSeq and is a predicted model, not a curated record. Gene Ontology annotation, molecular function: lysozyme activity. Bases 530 to 988 code for a protein of 152 amino acids. Lineage: Eukaryota; Metazoa; Arthropoda; Insecta; Lepidoptera; Nymphalidae. The transcript has 5 exons.